ACAAAAGCACCACCAGUAACCACCACAGCAAAGCAGUGGGCGCAAUCAACACUAACCCCACCCACCCAGCCACCUAUUAGCACCUAAUGUCUAGAGAGAGAAAGGGAAUGCAGUGGGCGCAAUCAACACUAACCCCACCCACCCAGCCACCUAUAAGCACCUAAUGUCUAGAGAGAGAAAGGGAGUUUUAGAGAGAGAAUGAGAGAGAGUUAGUGGGGGAUGGGUGGGUGGUGGGGGAAGCCAGGAGUAUGGUGGUGGAGUUGUUGUCUGCGUGUACACAGCACAACCCCGUGCACGCUAGCAUCAUCCCCCCACCCACCCAACCAGCACUUGACCAAUCCUUUUACAUUCAAUAUGCUACCCACCGCUAUCAUAACCACAACCACCACCUCCACCUCUACCACUCUUAUCACCACCGUCUCCACCUUUUUGCUAAACUGCGCCUCCCCAAAACCAUCACCGCUCCGCAAUGUCCGAUCCUUCACAACCACCACCUCCACCGCUCUAAUCACCACCACCCACCUCCACCGCCACGACCACUUUGCUAAUUUACGCCUCCCAAACCCCAUCACCACUAAAAUUCCUCUGCCAAGUCCGAUCCUUCACAACCACGACCACCUCAACCUCUCUAAUCACCAUCACCAGUUUGCUAACCUGCGCCUCUUCCCAAAAAUUCCUCCGCCAUGUCUGAUCCGCCACAACCACAACCACCACCUCCACCCCCAAGGAAAUUCCCAGCUCCGUGCUGGACCCAGGAGGAAACUGUGGUCUUAAUCGAGGCUUAUCGCGAGAGAUGGUACGCUCUCCGCCGCGGGUACCUCCGCACCGCUGACUGGGAUGCAGUCGCCGCUGACGUUGGCCGCCGCUGCCCCAACGCCAGUCCUGCCAAAACCUCCGCCCAGUGCCGCCACAAGAUGGAGAAGCUCCGCCAGCGGUACCGGGCCGAGAAGCAGCGAUCUCUCUCCUUCCCUGGACGCUUCUUCUCUACCUGGAUCUUCUUCGAGAACAUGGAUUCCAUGGAAAUUCCUUCCUUGGCCGUUCGAUCUAACCAAAGUUCUGGAAAUCAGGUAACUACUGUAAUCGAUCAACAUACGGUCCCUUUGGGGUUUAAAUUGAAGAAUUCUAAGAAGAUUGAUGGGGAUUCAAACCCUGUUCUUAGUUUCAAUCACGACGGUGUCGAUCCGGGUGAUGGGUUUCGCGUGAAAAAUAUAGAUGAUCGAAAUUCAGUUACUUUAGGGUUUAGGUCAAAGAAUUUUGGUAAGAUUGAUGGACAUUCUAACCCUAAUUUUGGUUCUAAGGUUAUGAAUGGGUAUUCAUCGUAUCUGGACAAUGGUUCUGAUGAAGAUGUUGAUGAUAGUACUGAGUUUGGAGAUGGAUUCCGUCCUCCAGGGAUUAGAGGAAAGAAAUAUAGCAAGAUUUAUGGGAAUUCGAAAGCUAAUCUUGAUUCAAACCAUGAUGCUGAUGACAAUAUCAAUGUUGCUGCAGGUAGAUUUCGUCUAAAAAUCCCAAUUGAUCAAAAACCGGCACUUCCUGGAUUUAGGGGUAAGAAACACGGCAUGAUUGAUCCUAAUUUUGAUUGUGAUUACGGUAUCUACAAUGGAAUAGAUGCCAAUGGUUUCUCUGUGAAGGCUCCCAAAGAUAGGAACUCAGUACCUCUUGGGUUUAGGGCAAAGAAUAGUGGAGUGACUGAUGGGAACUCAAACCCUAAUCUUGAUUCUAGGGGUUUGAAUGGGUUUUCUUCUUUGCCGAGACCGGUGUUUGGGAAGAAGAGUGAUAGUAGAGGGGUUAAGAGAGAGGGGGGUCUGAUUUCGGAUAUGGUUUCUUCUAUAAAGAUGUUGGGGGAAGGAUUUGUAAAGAUGGAGAAGAUGAAGAUGGAGAUGGCUAGGGAGAUUGAGCAAAUGCGAAUGGAGAUGGAAAUGAAGCGUAGCGAGUUGAUACUCGAGUCACAGCAACAGAUUGUUGAUGCUUUUGUGAAGGCGUUAUUGGGGAAUAAGAAGCAGAAGAUGAAGGUAACAGAGUCACCUGAUUCAUAGUUGGAGAAGUACUAUCUAUGUUAUUAGUUCUACUUAAAUCCUCUCCCGAUUUUCCAUUGGAAAAUAUGGGAAUUUUUUUUUUUUUUUAUUUUUUUUUUUU
This is a messenger RNA of Cornus florida, 2133 nucleotides long. RefSeq names its product protein FIP2-like. The coding region runs from base 684 to 2033 and encodes 449 amino acids. The record is from RefSeq and is a predicted model, not a curated record. NCBI's taxonomy places the organism in Eukaryota, Viridiplantae, Streptophyta, Magnoliopsida, Cornales, Cornaceae. Gene Ontology annotation, cellular component: nucleus. The transcript has a single exon. Gene Ontology annotation, molecular function: transcription cis-regulatory region binding.